This is a messenger RNA of Lotus japonicus, 568 nucleotides long. Its product is annotated as glucose-6-phosphate isomerase, cytosolic-like. The transcript is spliced from 5 exons. Lineage: Eukaryota; Viridiplantae; Streptophyta; Magnoliopsida; Fabales; Fabaceae. Bases 207 to 566 code for a protein of 119 amino acids. Gene Ontology annotation, biological process: glucose 6-phosphate metabolic process; gluconeogenesis; glycolytic process. The record is from RefSeq and is a predicted model, not a curated record. Gene Ontology annotation, molecular function: monosaccharide binding; carbohydrate derivative binding; glucose-6-phosphate isomerase activity. Gene Ontology annotation, cellular component: cytosol.
UUAAUUUUAAUUUUAAUUUUUUAAAAUUUUGAAAACAUGUUUAUUUUAUUUUAACUGUUAUUGGCUUAUUGCCAUGGUUGUUGUCGCCACCUCACUACUGUCACCACCGCCGCCGCCACCACCACCACCACCGCCAGAGUCACUGCCAACACAAUUUUCAUUCGCUCUACCUCUCGGUUUCCAUACAAGCUUCGUGCAGCAUUCUGAUGGUGCUCGUAGGACGAAACUCGAUGUCAGAGAACUGGCGAAUUGCGUUCGAAUUAUCCCUUUUGUUCGUGACCUCAAGCUUUGUGGUUGUUUCCAAGACUGUUACAACUGCUGAAACCAUGUUGGUUGCUCGAAUAAUCAGCGAAUGGAUUCCAUAUGGUCUAGGGCCCUCAGCAGUUGCAAAACAUAUGCUGGCAGUCAGCACUAAUCUCGUGCUUGUGGAAAAGUUUGACAUUGAUCCUAAUAAGGCUUUUGCAUUUGGGGACUGGUUGGUGGCCAAUAUAGUGGUCAAUUUUUAUUUAUUUAAUAAGAGUAGUAAUUUGAAUUAUCGGAGAUAUUUGAUUUUAUUUGUUUUCUGAUA